This is a messenger RNA of Sodiomyces alkalinus F11, 228 nucleotides long. RefSeq lists its product as hypothetical. The transcript has a single exon. NCBI's taxonomy places the organism in Eukaryota, Fungi, Ascomycota, Sordariomycetes, Glomerellales, Plectosphaerellaceae. The coding region runs from base 1 to 228 and encodes 75 amino acids. The record is from RefSeq and is a predicted model, not a curated record.
AUGUGCGAACUUCACCCCUACAGGUGCCCGGUUUGUGCGACCCACUGGCAAGGGCAUCAGAAGCUGGCCAGUUGCGAGCAGAGCGACCCUGAGACGCGAUGUCCCGAAAGACUUUGCAUGUAUGUCGGCAAUCCAAAGAGACCCAGGAGGAAAGAAUGCGAGAGCUGUGCCCAAGUGAGGGAGUUGCUGGAAGAAUACGAGAUCGACAAGGGCAACAAGGGCACAUGA